AUGUGGAAUUCAUUGGUCGACUUACAAGCUUCAUCUCUAGUGUCCUCUCACCCUUGGGCUGUGUUGGGAGAUUUUAAUCAGAUGCUGCGUACCUCACAUCACUCCAACCACCUCGUCUCUCGUGUUGAUGUCUCUGGAAUGGAUGAUGCUAACUUGGGUCUUCAGGAUGCUCAAUUGUAUGAGGCACAAGCUAAGGGUGUUCCAUACACUUGGAGGAACAGUCAGGAUGUUAGUCCUAUAUCCACGAGAAUCGAUCAUGCCUUCAUUAAUCAACCGUGGUCUUCAUUAUUCCUUGACUCGUAUGCGGAAUUUCUCGAUCCUUGUCAAUCUGAUCAUGCACCGUGGAUAGUAAGAGAAGCUUGGAACACAGACCUGAUCACUGGCACAAAUCAAUUUAAGCUGGUUCGAUCCCUAAAGCUGUUGAAGAGACCGUUGAGAAGCUUAAAUAAGAGGCACUUCAGUGGUAUAUCUGAUAGGGUUAAAGAGCAGAAAGAGAAAGUUGAUAUUCUCCGGAGAGCUCUCCUUACUUCGCCGAACUCUGCUACUGCCCAAGAGGAGCAUGCUGAAAGAGACAAGUUAAAUGUUCUACUCAAGGCAGAAGAAAAAUUCUACAGACAGAGGUCGAGGGUUCGUUUGGCAGAUGUAGGUGAUCGUAACACACAUUUCUAUCACAUGACUGUGUCUACUCAUGCCACUAGAAAUCAUAUCCACUAUCUUAAAGACGCCGAUGAUCGUGUUCUGUAUUCUGCGGAGGAGAUCAAAUCUCAUGCUGCUGAUUAUUUCCAGGGGAUCCUAGGUGCCAUAGAUCUACCCUUUUCUUCAGUUUCUCUGGAUAUCUUGGUGUCUUUGCUGCCUUUUCGAUGCACUGAUCUCCAGAAAAAUUACUUAAAACGGGAAGUGACAGCAGCGGAGAUCAAAGCUACUCUAUUUGCGAUGCCUUUUAACAAGAGUCCAGGGCCUGAUGGUUACUCCGUUGAGUUUAUCAGAUCCUCUUGGGACGUCGUGGGUCAGGAUAUUACAUCUGCUGUAAGAUAA
This is a messenger RNA of Brassica napus (rape), 1035 nucleotides long. RefSeq lists its product as uncharacterized. NCBI's taxonomy places the organism in Eukaryota, Viridiplantae, Streptophyta, Magnoliopsida, Brassicales, Brassicaceae. The transcript has 2 exons. Bases 1 to 1035 code for a protein of 344 amino acids. The record is from RefSeq and is a predicted model, not a curated record.